CGGAGCAGACGGAGGACGAGCUGCAGGAGGAGAUUGCCAAGGCCAACGUGGUCUGCGUGGUGUACGACGUCACCAAGGAGGUCACCAUCGAGAAGAUCCGCACGAAGUGGAUCCCCAUGGUGAACGGGGGAGUUGAGAAGGGCUCCAGGAUCCCCAUUAUUUUAGUGGGAAACAAGUCUGACCUGCAGGUGGGGAGCUCCAUGGAUGUCAUCCUGCCCAUCAUGAACCAGUUCUCGGAGAUCGAGACCUGCGUGGAGUGCUCUGCCAAGAACCUCAAGAACAUCUCUGAGCUCUUCUACUAUGCCCAGAAAGCCGUGCUCCACCCCACUGCUCCCCUCUACGACCCGGAGGAGAAGCAGCUGAAACCUGCCUGUGCACGAGCCCUGACCCGGAUUUUCAACCUCUCAGACCAGGAUAACAACCAGAUCCUGAGUGAUGAUGAACUCAACUACUUCCAGAAGUCCUGCUUUGGAAACCCCCUGGCUCCCCAGGCCCUGGAGGAUGUGAAGAUGGUGGUGUGGAAGAACACCACGGACGGGGUGCAGGACAACGGGCUGACGCUGAACGGCUUCCUCUUCCUCAACACGCUCUUCAUCCAGAGGGGCCGCCACGAGACCACCUGGACCAUCCUCCGCCGCUUCGGGUACGACGACGAGCUGGAGCUGACGGACGACUACCUGUACCCCCAGUUCCGCCUCCCCCCCGGCUGCUCCACGGAGCUCAACCACCUGGGCUACCAGUUCCUGCAGCGGAUGUUUGAGAAGCACGACAAGGACCAGGACGGAGCCCUGUCACCCACAGAGCUGCAGAACUUCUUCAGUGUCUUCCCCUGCGUGCCCUGGGGCCCCGAGCUCUACCACACGGUAUGCACCACUGAUAAAGGCCUGCUUUCCCUGCAUGGAUUCCUCUGCCAGUGGACCCUCGUGGCUUACCUGGACGUGAGGCACUGCCUGGAGUGCCUGGGCUACCUGGGCUACCCCAUCCUCUCGGAGCAGGACUCCCAGACGCAGGCCCUGACGGUGACCCGGGAGAAGAGGAUCGACCUGGAGAAAGGCCAGACCCAGAGAAACGUCUUCCUCUGCAAGGUGCUGGGAGCCAGGGGCGCAGGCAAGUCCGCCUUCCUGCAGGCCUUCCUCGGCAGGAGCCUGGCG
Messenger RNA from Merops nubicus (carmine bee-eater), 1151 nucleotides. It is a transcript of the gene RHOT2, whose product is annotated as ras homolog family member T2. Gene Ontology annotation, molecular function: calcium ion binding. The transcript has 12 exons. Lineage: Eukaryota; Metazoa; Chordata; Aves; Coraciiformes; Meropidae. The annotation marks the transcript as partial. The record is from RefSeq and is a predicted model, not a curated record.